AUGGUUAAAUUUCUAACCAUGUGUUUAUUGUGGUAUGCAUCCUCUGCGGUCACAAACAACCUAAGCAAACAGAUUCUCAACGAAUACCAACACCCUGUCACGCUUACUUAUGUACAAUUUGCUCUGGUGUCCAUCUGUUGCGCAAUUGCUGCUAAUGUGAAUAUUGGAUUCUGCCAGAUUCGUGCACCCACUAUCGAUAUCCUCUAUACCAUCCUACCCUUGGCCUUGUUUCAGAUUUUUGGCCACAUCUUCUCCUCUGUUGCCAUGUCCUAUGUCCCAGUUAGCUUUGCCCAUACCAUCAAGGCACUGUCCCCGCUUUUCACCAUCAUGCUCUAUCGAUCCAUCUACAAAAUCAUGUAUACUCGGCGGGUGUAUCUUUCUCUAGUGCCAUUGACUAUGGGUGUUAUGCUUGUCUGUGCCACUGAGAUCAAAUUCCAUGUUAUUGGCUUUCUCUGCGCGCUCGCAUCCACGUUUGUCUUUGUUGUUCAAAAUGUGGUGUCCAAGAAACUCUUUAAUGAUUCAUCCUCAAAAGUUGUAUCAACGGCAGUCAAGAUUGACAAGCUUAACAUGCUGUUUUACUCUUCUUCCAUGGCAUUCAUUCUCAUGUUUCCAAUAUGGGCAUACGACGAGGCUCCUGCAUUCUUCAAUAGCGACACGGAUCCGCUGUCUUUCCGACUCUACACUCUUUUUGCUCUCAAUGGUAUCUCUCAGUUUGUUCAAAGCGUGCUAGCUUUCUGGAUUCUUUCUCUUACAUCACCCAUCACAUACUCUAUUGCUUCUCUUGUCAAGCGUAUAUUUGUUAUUACUGCCUCCAUUAUCUACUUUCGCGAUAAGGUGAGCAUCACUCAAGCCGCUGGUAUCUGCCUAACCUUUUUUGGGCUGUGGCUUUACAACGAGGCGAAACGUGAAGUGGCUCGCACUGAGGCCAAGAUCAGUGCUAUUCAUGAACGACGAGCCUCUCAUCAUGCACUGCCGACCCGCAAUCCAACAGAAAAAGACUUGGAUGUUCGGUGA
This is a messenger RNA of Batrachochytrium dendrobatidis JAM81, 1014 nucleotides long. RefSeq lists its product as uncharacterized. Bases 1 to 1014 code for a protein of 337 amino acids. Gene Ontology annotation, biological process: phosphoenolpyruvate transmembrane import into Golgi lumen. NCBI's taxonomy places the organism in Eukaryota, Fungi, Chytridiomycota, Chytridiomycetes, Rhizophydiales. The record is from RefSeq and is a predicted model, not a curated record. Gene Ontology annotation, molecular function: antiporter activity; phosphoenolpyruvate transmembrane transporter activity. Gene Ontology annotation, cellular component: Golgi apparatus; endoplasmic reticulum. The transcript has a single exon.